Molecule: messenger RNA, 1327 nt
Organism: Eutrema salsugineum
Lineage: Eukaryota; Viridiplantae; Streptophyta; Magnoliopsida; Brassicales; Brassicaceae
Exons: 7
Coding region: 19-1245 (408 amino acids)
Source: RefSeq, a predicted model, not a curated record
UAAGAAAAAAAGACUGCGAUGAGAUUGCUCUUAAUAUUUGCAAUUUUGAGUUGCCUUUACAAUGAAGCCUAUGGGAAAGUUUCUUUAGAUAUCGAUAUGAAAUUGAAGACUCUUAAUAAGCCAGCGUUGAAGACCAUCAAGAGUGAAGAUGGAGAUAUAAUAGAUUGCAUAGAUGUUUACAAACAACAUGCUUUUGAUCAUCCCGCCUUAAGAGACCACAAGAUUCAGAUGAAACCGAGUGUGGAGUUUGGUACAAAGAAGACCACAAAUCCAAACAACGGUACUUCUGAACAAAUCACGUCUCAGAUUUGGUCCAAAUCUGGAAACUGUCCCACAGGGACAAUACCGGUUCGUAGAGUCAGUAGAGAAGACAUAAGCAGAGCCUCUUCACCGUCUCAUUUUGGAAGGAAAACUCCUCACGUGUACAGAUUUCUCGACCAACACAAGGCCAAUUUCAAUUUAACGUCAGCUGAAAAUAAACCCCGCCCAAAGGACCGAUCGGAAGCGAUCCUUCUCGCCCUAGGGUUCAACUAUGUUGGCGCUCAAUCUGACAUAAAUGUUUGGAACCCUCCGAGAGUUCAGCCUCACGACUACAGCUCUGCUCAGAUCUGGCUGCUUAGUGGUCUCUCAGACAAACUCGAGAGCAUAGAAGCUGGCUGGGUGGUGAAUCCAGGCGUUUUCGGAGACUCUCGCACACGGCUCUUUACCUACUGGACUAAAGAUUCAUACGCUACCACAGGCUGCAUCAACCUCUUAUGCUCAGGUUUUGUGCAAACAAGUACUAAAUACGCCCUGGGUGCAGCCAUAGAACCUGUUUCGAGUACAUCUCAUAAACAAUAUUACAUCACCAUUAGCAUGUUCCUGGAUCCAAACAGCGGGAACUGGUGGCUGCAUUGUGGAAACAACGUGAUUGGUUACUGGCCCGGGAAACUCUUCAGCUACCUCCAACACAGUGCCACCGCAGUGCAGUGGGGUGGAGAAGUGUAUAGCGUUAACGUGAGGAAGAAGCCACACACAAGAACUUCAAUGGGAAGUGGAGCAUUUGCAUCUAACCGCUAUGCCGAGGCUUGUUUCCACACCAACAUUAGGAUCAAAGACUAUUCCUUGCAGAUCAAGUAUCCCCAGUAUCUGUCCCAGUACGCUGAUGAGUAUAACUGCUAUUCUACAAGGCUUAGCCGGAGAACGUAUAAGUCAGAGCCGUUUUUCUUCUUCGGAGGACCUGGCCAGAAUCUUCGCUGUCCUUGAUUCCAACCUUUAAUAGAGAACAAAUCAUAUAUUUGAAUACUUCAACCUCUUUAAUCCAAUUGAUAAGACUUUUCAAUCUAUA